Zymoseptoria tritici IPO323 is the source of this 726-nucleotide messenger RNA. RefSeq lists its product as uncharacterized. The record is from RefSeq and is a predicted model, not a curated record. Bases 1 to 726 code for a protein of 241 amino acids. NCBI's taxonomy places the organism in Eukaryota, Fungi, Ascomycota, Dothideomycetes, Mycosphaerellales, Mycosphaerellaceae. The transcript has a single exon.
AUGACCGAUGCGUGCGCAGGCGACUCGGCGGGCUUUCUUGCCUGCCUCGCUGUGGCCACGAGUAUAGUGGCCGGCCGGGUGCCAUGUCGCACUCCCUCGACCCUCUUCUGGACUUCGGUCGCCCAAGCGUGCCAGUUAUCGGAAGACGACCGCCGCACAUCCAAGCUCUAUCGCAACCUUCCACUCUUCCACGACCAGAACGAAACUCUCGGCCACGCCCGCAAGCGCCCAAGACUUGAAGCGCCCGCGUCGACUAAGCCGCACACCCUCAAACUCAAACAAGCGUUCCUCGACUGCGGUCAGAAAACCAACGAGCUCUCCGAGCGGAUCGAUCGGGUUGAAGCAUACGCUACCGAGGUUCAACAUCUCCGAUCGUGUGCGGCCCUUGUCACCCGCGGAUUUUCUGUCUCGACUCGCCAGACCGAGGAGCGGCGACAAGGUCUGGAGACAGAUCUCGCGAGCGCCCGAGAUCGGCUGGCUAAGGCGCCGCCCACCAACCAAGAAUUCUGCCAAGAUACCAUUACGUCCUUGCAGAAGGAGCUCGAUAAUCUACCAUCCGCAGCCACGCCGGCGCCGAAGUUUACGCACAUGAAGACAUGGGCGGAGACGAUGGCGGGACACUGCGAGAGCGAGAUUGAUAGCUUACGGCGGACUCGAGAGAUUCCACUCAACAGCACACGAGACAUCAUCCCCAAGGCCAAUAGCUGGCUAAUAGAAGUGAAGUAA